UUAUAUGAUGUAAAAAUUUCACCGGAUCAGUAAACAAAUUCCUACUCUGACAUAAUUAUAAUCGUCGUGACGUGACGUUAUACAUUGCAGAAGGCGUGAAAAACACUGACUUUUUCCGAAGUCGGUAUUUCAGAACGCGAAACACAAAGACUUAUUUAAUAUCGCGUUUAUGUUGUUUUUAGUCAAUGAUGGUAUACAUAUCACUACUAUACUGGAUCGAUAAUGUCGCAUGCGAUACGAAAAUGGUAUAGGGAAUUAGGUGAUUCCCAAAACAUGAGACACGAAAAAGCAUUAAACGUCACAUCUAUUCUGUAUCUUAUCGAUACAUAUACAUGUGCGUUUAUAUAUUAUCCAUGGUAUUUUUAUGGUUGUCAAUAGAAGUUUAUGAUGCUUCAUAUUCAGAAAUUUCUAACUUUCUGUGGAAGAUGGCGUGAUAUUCGUAUUUUAAAACCGGGAAUACAAAUCGCGGAUUUUUAAUAAUUUAAAAUUAUAUCACGAGGUAUAAGAAAAAUACACUCAGCAUUCUUAGUUACAUUCUACAUAUCAUAAUUACGAUUAUGUGUCGUCCUUUAUACUAUUUCAUCGAAAUUAUAGGUGUGUGCUGAAACUUUUGCGAAGACCGGAAUUUGACUUGUAAAAGGAGAGAGAGAAAAAAGAAAAGGAAGAACAUUACAUCGAAUAUAGAAGGAAAAUCAUAUACAGUAGUUUUAACAAAGUUGCAUAUUUUCGUAACUACAGUUAUCUCUCCACGCGGUAAGCUAUUUCGCCAGCCCCAGUGAAAAGAAGUUACACGAAGUACCUAACUAUCAUAAAGUUUCAAUCACUGUGAAUUGUCACGAUCCUCCCAUUGCAGUAGGAUAACUAUCAUUUAUGUUUUCGAUCGAUUUUGCGUUAGACUGUAGCGACAUUUUUUGCGACUUUUUGUCGUCGCAUUUGUCCAAGCGACUCGUGCUAGAAGUCGUGCUAGAACUCGUGCUAGAAUAAAUCUGUUUUAUCGUAAGUCAUACGAUUUGGCAAAGAAACAAGUUCGUUUGAAAUUCGCAUCGAGCCAUAGAAAUGAGUGAUCAACAAUUCUCUGGUAAAGAGUACGAUGAAUUGAUUAAACCAAUCAUGAUAACCGCAAAAAUAAUUUCCAUCUGGCCAUUGGAGGAGGACAGUGGCAAGGGAACAAUAUUAUUUAGGAGAUUCCACUUGUUCUGUAUGUUUUUUCUGGCGGUAGUGAUGUCCAUCGCGGUGACAGCCGACGUAGUUCACAAUAUAGAUGACUUGAAUGAAGCGACCGAAUGCGCACUGAUUUGUACAGCAUUUUACCUCUGUGUAGUCCGUUUGCUAGUGUAUUCGCUCCAUCAGAAGGACAUGUUCUACGUGGUGAAGACGAUGAAAGAGGAUUGGAUCUUGUCCUCUCACGAAGAUCGAACAAUUUUAGCGAAGAAAACGAUGUUUGCCUUUCGUCUCGCGAAAUAUUUUAUCAGUACCGUGGCUAUGACGAUUGUACUGUUCAUGUGUAUCCCGUUUUUAGAGAUUUACGCGUUUGGUAGCAACGAAAGGGUACUUCCGUUUCGAGGAUAUUUUUUUGUCAAUCAUACCAUAUCACCGGUGUUUGAGUGCCUUUAUUUCUUUAACGUAACAGCGGGUGGCUUUGGCGGAAGUAUGAUUGCCGGUGCUACCAGUUUCAAUCUGGUGGUAAUAAUGCACGGUUCGGGCAAGUUUGCAGUUUUGCGGAAAAGGCUGGAGGCUCUCAGUGGAGAAGAUCCUAAUUCUACCGCUAUCAUGAGCAAUUACGUGAUUCGUCACCAGAAAGCGAUAGAGUGGGCGUCACUUGUCCUAUCACGAAUUUGCACUUUAAUUUGUUGGAUGUAUGAUGUUGUUGCACGGUACGCAGAUGCACUGGAAAGGAUCAUAAAUGUUCUGGCUUUGGGGCAAUUCAUCAUUAGCACCGGCCUGAUCUGCUUCGCGGGAUUCCAGAUUACCUCGAUGAUGAAGGACAAGGGUCGCCUGAUGAAAUAUUCGACCUUCUUGAACUCGGCCAUUCUUGAGCUGUUCAUGUUCAGCUUCAGUGGAAAUGGCUUGAUCGACGAGAGCGGAGCAGUGGGUGACUCCGCUUAUGGCAGUGGAUGGAUCGGCAGCAGAUUCAGCCAGAGUCUUCAAAUCAUGAUGAUGCGCGCGAGGAUUCCCAGCAAAAUCACCGCGGCAAAGUUCUAUGCCAUGUCCUUGGAGAGUUUCUCAGCGGUUCUGAGUACGUCGUUCUCAUACUUCACGGUCCUUACAGCCACCGAAGGCGAUUAAUGGUCUCACCAAUGAACGUAGAUGUUUGUACGACAAGCUUUACGAUUGUAGACGACAUCUCAUGAUGACUCAACUUACAGAGAAUAUAAGUACUUUAGUCGUUCCACUAGCCUAAAAAUAUCCGUGUAAAACAAAGUGUCGACGGAAAGUUCGUGUUUUCUUUCUCGUUCUUAAGAUCGAUGGAUAUCUUCUGGUGUAGAUCGCAUCCAAAGACAAUUGGAAUCGAGAUAGAAACUCUUACAAUAAACUAGAAAACAGAGGAUUUU
Molecule: messenger RNA, 2552 nt
Organism: Bombus impatiens (common eastern bumble bee)
Lineage: Eukaryota; Metazoa; Arthropoda; Insecta; Hymenoptera; Apidae
Product: odorant receptor 13a-like
Exons: 7
Coding region: 1057-2286 (409 amino acids)
Biological process (GO): detection of chemical stimulus involved in sensory perception of smell; sensory perception of smell
Cellular component (GO): plasma membrane
Molecular function (GO): olfactory receptor activity; odorant binding
Source: RefSeq, a predicted model, not a curated record